Messenger RNA from Puccinia graminis f. sp. tritici CRL 75-36-700-3, 1089 nucleotides. RefSeq lists its product as uncharacterized. Gene Ontology annotation, cellular component: sarcoplasmic reticulum lumen. The coding region runs from base 1 to 1089 and encodes 362 amino acids. The record is from RefSeq and is a predicted model, not a curated record. Gene Ontology annotation, molecular function: calcium ion binding. The transcript has 4 exons. Lineage: Eukaryota; Fungi; Basidiomycota; Pucciniomycetes; Pucciniales; Pucciniaceae. Gene Ontology annotation, biological process: regulation of release of sequestered calcium ion into cytosol.
AUGGUUUCAACUCGAUCAACCCCAAGAAACCCAACUCAAUUGGAAAGAGGUGGCAGAAACCCAACUCAAUCCGACAGAGGUGGCAGGAGAGGUGGCGGUCGCGGUGGCGGCCAAGUAGGCACUGCUUCAAGAAGAGGUGGAUUGCGUAGAGAUAAUGGAUCCGAUUCCGAUGAUCAGAGCCUCGACCCAGACUGGACUAAUUCUGGAUUAACAUUGGAAAACUAUGAAAGCCAAAUCGACAAUUGGACAGAGAAGCAACUCCGCGAGGUCCUUGCAAGACGAAAAAACACUUCCAAUAGGAUGUCAACCGAGAUUCAGGAGGCUCUCCAAUUUCACAAGUUACAUUACACCAAAAUAAAGCUCAUGUUAGCUUUGGUUGGUAAUGUCACUUCACAGUUGGUUGACUCGUUUCAAGGGGAAGAUCGACCAAGAAGACGCAAAAGCAACUGGAAUUGCUAUGUUGCAUUCAGUCAAGAGAGUGCGGAUACACCAGUUCCUCACAAGGGAUCGACAUUAGGGUGGGAUGAGAGGAAUGGCCACCUUGGGGAGGCUUGGAGGGCCUUGUCUCCAGAUGAACAAUCCGUAUUCGAUGCCAAGAUAUUCAGACAUUUCUCUAAGAUACCGAUUCCUUUUGAUGAUGAUCUGGAUGAAGAUGAGGAAGACGAAAAUAAUCAGGCUGCCGAUCUCCUCACCCCUGAUCAAGAUGCCUUAUUUCGCCCACUAUACGAACGACUAGUCAAUCAUGUCAAGGUCAAGUUGGUGGCAGAAAAGUUUCCUCAAGUCAAUUCAAACUCCAAAAGGGAGAAACAGGUGGUGAAGCAUGUCAAUAGGAUCAACUUGGAGCUUUUUACCAUAGCCAACUCCUACAACUUGACUUUCUAUCUGCUCACAUCAACUCAAUAUGCUGGAAGCAGGAGCUUUUGCAAAGAACUGUCCAAUGAUCCAGUCUGGAUUCAUGUUGCUGAAGAUCAAUGGAACGCUUUUUCAACUUUUGAAGCCUAUAGUCAAGGCAGAGCCAUUCUAAGUGUUGUUGACGAAGGUCCGGACAAGAGAAAAAGAAAAUAUCGGACACUAUUAGGACUAAGCUAA